CCAUCGGUAACUAGCGGUCCCAAUCUAAUUAGGAACUUGCCAUAAUGAUCAUAUUCCGAGCUCAACAACAACGUGGUGCAGUGCAGCCGCUCAAGUAUAUGGAAAUCUGGAGCAGGGGAUCAGUAAUAUUUUAUUAGUUAUUGAAGUGGGUAAAAAAAUCGGUGGGCAAUAAUGGCAGCGAAGAUGCAGCAAUUCGAGCCACCCAGCUCCGCCAGUUCUGAAAGUGAUGGGGACCUAUGUCUUGAGGAUCGCAGCGCAUUUCUAGUGGAGGCUGCCAGUCAAGAUGGUGAACAAUGCCGGUGUGAUUUGUCCACACCAACUCCACAAUCUCCCAGGCCACCUUCACAAGGUUCCCAAAAGUCUCCUAGAUCCCGGAGACAACGAACGACGAGUAUGUCACAGUCGAGCAAAAAGACUUCGGCUGAGUCGAUUCUGAGAAGUAAAUCAAGAACUAUAUACACUGCUGGAAGACCUCCCUGGUAUAACUCAGCAGGACAACAGGUCGAACCAUUCGUUAUUGGAAUCUGUGGAGGGAGUGCCUCUGGAAAAACCACAGUGGCGACCAAAAUCAUUGAAUCUCUGGAUGUACCUUGGGUGACUUUGUUGAGCAUGGAUUCGUUUUACAAAGUACUUAAUGAAAAACAACACGAAUUGGCAGCUCGCAAUGAAUACAAUUUUGAUCACCCUGAUGCAUUCGACUUUGAAUUAUUGAAAACGACUUUACAGAGACUAAAAGAAGGAAGAAAGGCUGAUGUUCCUAUUUAUAAUUUCGUAACCCACAGCCGGGAAAAUCGAACGAAACCAAUGUAUGGUGCUAAUGUGAUAAUUUUCGAGGGGAUUCUCACGUUCUACAACUCAGAAGUAUUGAAGAUGUGUGACAUGAAAGUAUUUGUAGAUACAGAUGCAGAUGUGAGGCUCGCCCGUCGUCUGAAGCGAGAUAUUUCACAGAGAGGGAGAGACCUGGAGGGUGUCCUCAAGCAGUACUGCACUAUGGUAAAACCAUCAUAUUAUUAUUACAUCGCACCCUCUAUGGUUCACGCGGAUAUCAUCGUUCCUCGUGGAGGGGACAAUGAGGUGGCCAUCGAACUCAUUGUGCAACACGUUCACACACAACUACAAUUGAGGGGCUUCAAAUUACGAGAGAAACUCGCUCACUCUUACAUCGGUCAACCCCUGCCCUCGUCCCUCUUCAUGUUACCAGAUACACCUCAAGUUAAAGGACUGCAUACGUUCAUUCGCAACAAACACACAGAUAGAGACGAGUUCAUAUUCUACUCCCGUCGUCUCAUACGACUUGUAAUUGAAUAUGCCCUAUCACUACUGCCUUUUGAGGAGAUAACUGUGGAAACACCGCAAGGUGUUCCCUACCAUGGGAAACGCGGUGCAACUGAUAAGAUAUGUGGGGUCUCGAUAUUGCGAGCUGGAGAGACUAUGGAGCAGGCUCUUUGUGAUGUAUGCAAGGAUAUCAGAAUUGGAAAGAUUCUCAUCCAGACGAAUCUCAUCACUGAUGAGCCUGAGCUAUACUAUCAACGUCUUCCAAAGGAUAUCAAGGACUACAGAGUCAUUUUAAUGGACGCAACAGUGGCUACAGGAGCAGCAGCAAUGAUGGCGAUAAGAGUUCUCCUAGAUCACGAUGUUGCCGAGGAGAAUAUUCUUGUGGUUUCUCUUUUGAUGGCAGAGUCAGGUGUUCACUCGAUCGCUUACGCCUUUCCCAGUGUUAAAAUUGUGACUUCAGCCCUAGAUCCUGAAAUUAACGAGAAGUUCUACGUUCUGCCUGGUAUUGGGAAUUUUGGAGACAGAUAUUUCGGUACAGAACCCUCCAACUUCGAUGAAUUUGAAUGAUUUUUCAUCAAUUUAUGUAAAUAUUGAGGACAAAGAGGAGGAAAAGAGAUUUCUACAGAUGUAUUAAGGUAUCAAUUGAACAUUUUCAAUAUAUAUGGCAAGAUGAAAUUAAUAAAUUAAUGACAACAGAAAGAAA
Messenger RNA from Diachasma alloeum, 1978 nucleotides. Its product is annotated as uridine-cytidine kinase-like 1. Gene Ontology annotation, molecular function: ATP binding; kinase activity. The record is from RefSeq and is a predicted model, not a curated record. Gene Ontology annotation, cellular component: cytoplasm. The coding region runs from base 172 to 1842 and encodes 556 amino acids. The transcript has 9 exons. NCBI's taxonomy places the organism in Eukaryota, Metazoa, Arthropoda, Insecta, Hymenoptera, Braconidae.